Molecule: messenger RNA, 1592 nt
Organism: Eurytemora carolleeae
Lineage: Eukaryota; Metazoa; Arthropoda; Copepoda; Calanoida; Temoridae
Product: glucose dehydrogenase [FAD, quinone]
Molecular function (GO): oxidoreductase activity, acting on CH-OH group of donors; flavin adenine dinucleotide binding
Source: RefSeq, a predicted model, not a curated record
AUGGAGAUCUCAGCGAAGAGGUCUUCGACUUUAUAAUAGUUGGUGGAGGCAGUGCAGGAGCAGUACUUGCUAAUAGGAUUACAGAGGAUCCAAGGUUCAAAGUUCUACUGCUUGAAGCGGGAGGAGCACCCAACUUUGUAACCCGUAUCCCAGCACUAGCAUCUCAUCUUCAACUAUCUCCUUAUGACUGGCAGCAUAAAACAGAUCCUCAGAAAAAUGCCUGUGGCGCUAUGGAAAAUAAAAGAUGUUUGUGGCCAAGUGGAAAAAUGUUGGGAGGCUCUAGCUCAAUAAAUGCCAUGAUGUACUCAAGAGGAAACCCCCAGGACUAUGAUAGAUGGGAGGAAGCUGGAAAUCAAGGCUGGUCUUUCUCACAGAUAAAUCAGUAUUUCCUGAAGUCUGAAAGAAAUCUAGCUGGACAUCCAGGAGAUCACGGACAGGAAGGGUUUCUACCUGUGGAUGAUGCAAGAUAUACAACACCUAUGGCACAGGAAUAUAUGCAGAUGGCAAGGGAUGCAGGAUAUGAACUGAAAGAUCUGAAUGUUGAGAGAAAUACAACUGGUUUCAUGGUUCCCCAUGUUACAUUAGGUCAGACACUUAGAGACGCAUUAAAGGGAGUGACCGGCUAUGUAGAAGCUGACCUUCCUGUUGGUCUCAAUCUUCAAGAUCAUUUAACAACUAUGCUAGGUCCCUUUGUGAUAAAUGAAUCCCUGAGUUUUGAUCCUUCACAGCUUCUUAACUUCGGGACAGUUCGGGACUAUUUUCUCCAUGGUCGAGGCCCUCUCUCCUCUACCUUUGCUGUAGAUUUCAUGGGAUUUAUCAACUCAAAGAAUAACCUGGCUACUGACAACCCAGAUAUCCAGCUCAUUUUCAUCUCAUCAACUCUAACAGCGGACUUCUAUACGUCCCUCUACAAAACUUUCGGACUCAAGAACACCAUUUGGGAAGAUUAUUUCAAAAAGUUUUAUUUUCCAAGAAAUCAGUAUGCUGUCAAUAUUCUGCCUAUUAUACUGAGACCAAAAUCUAGAGGUUCUGUGAGAUUAAAAUCUAUUAAUCCUGGAGAUGCUCCAUUAGUUAACCCUAACUACUUGGGGGAGGAGGACGAUGUUAAAUUGCUGACAGAAGCUGUUGAGAAAACAUUUAACAUGGUUAAUUCUGCUGCCAAUCUGAAAAAGUUAAGCUACAAGAUACCAAAUAUUGCCUUUCCUGGUUGUGAAUCAAUAGAGCUCUUCUCUACAGCCUACUGGAGCUGUUAUAUCAAGCAGAUGUCUUUAACCAUGUAUCAUCCAGUAGGAACUUGCAAGAUGGCACCAGAUCAAACAGGAGUAGUGAACCAUGAGUUGAAAGUGAAGAAUAUUGAAGGAUUACGUGUUGUUGAUGCCAGUAUAAUGCCAACUGCAGUUUCAGGAAAUACAAAUGCUCCGACCAUUCUGAUUGCCGAGAAGGCAAGUGAUAUGAUCAAAGCUAGAUGGAGUUCACACCAAAGUCCAGCCAAACCAUCAAGGGACGAAUUGUAAAAGAGACCAAAAAUAUCUUAAUUGUGAUACGUAAUAUUAAAGUUGUUGGUUUUGAAACAAUAAAAUGAACUGUUUAAA